AAAUUGGUCAGUACGCCAACCUCGACAUCACUCAACGUACUGAAAGCCUUGGUAAUCGUCGCAUUCGAAGCACGUUGCUGGUUUCGACGUCUUCCCAGCAGCCAUGUUUACUGAACAAAGUCAAUCGCGUUGUUGAUUAUGGGCCUACAACUGGAAUACUAAUCAUUCCGGGGAUGCGGACAACCGUUAAGACUUCGCUUUUGCCCAUCUAAUCCCUCGGUAAGUGCUAGCAAUUGUCUCGUCGAAUCUCUACUGUUGCUGUAGCCGCUGAUAGAAUGUCCGCUAUUCAUCAUACUUCGUACGUCUUUGUGGUUGGCGGUACUGGCGCCCAAGGCAUACCCGUCAUUCGCGGGCUGGUCAAAGACAAGAAAUACAAAUGCCGAGUUCUAACCCGUGACGUGAACUCUGCCAGGGCCAAAGAACUUGUCGCCUUGGGAAACGUUGAAUUGGUCGAAGGUUCUUUCGCCAGCGAAAACGACUUGCGAAACGGCUUCCGCGGCUGCGACGGUGCUUUUGUGAACAUCGAUGGUUUCAACUGCGGCGAAAAGACCGAGAUUUACUGGGCCAUAAGAAGCUACGAGCUUGCAUUGGAAGAGGGCGUCAAGUUCUACGUUUAUGGCAACCUCGACUACGUGUAUAAGAAGAGCGGCUAUGAUCCAAAAUUCCGAACCGGCCAUUACGACGGCAAGGGAAGAAUAGGAGAAUGGGUGCUCGCCCAAAAUCAGGUCAACAGUCAUCGGAUGGGCGUCGCAGUGUUCACUACCGGGCCGUACAUUGAAAUGUCGAUAGCUGCACACACCAUCUUUACACCAACAGUCGAAGAUGGGGUCGUUACCUGGCGUGUCCCUGUUGGGGAUGGUGCUGUUGUUCAUGUGUCAUUGGACGACUGCGAGUAUUAUGCCAGAUGGCUCUUCGACCACCCAGAGAGGUCGAACGGCAUGGACCUCGAAGUAGCCAUUGAUCAUAUUCACUACGCCGACCUUGCAAAGGCGUUUGAGAAGGUUACUGGACACCCAGCGAGAUACAUCGACACCGACAUGGAGACAUACUGGAAAGAAGGGAAUACCGCGACUGCUGCCAACUUACCAAGCGGGUACAAUUCAGAUCCCAAGGAUCCGUCCUUUAUGACCUUUAGACAGAAUUUCACUGGCUUCUUCAACAUGUGGACGUAUUCAGGCCGCAACCAAGGAGUCAUCCGUCGAGAUUACAAGCUGCUUGACGACAUCCAUCCGAACAGAAUCAGAAGCGCAGAGCAGUACUUCAGGGUUGAACAUGCACGCGGAAUUUCUGCAGGUUUGGGUAGCCUUUGGGAUCGCGUGCAAGAGAAGAACCUUCGGCCUGUUUUGAAGAUGGCAGAGGAUAGGAGAAGAGGUAAAUUGUAGACACACGAUAGAUCUGGCGACAUCUCAAAGAGCA
Messenger RNA from Exophiala viscosa, 1416 nucleotides. RefSeq lists its product as uncharacterized. Gene Ontology annotation, cellular component: nucleus. The coding region runs from base 276 to 1382 and encodes 368 amino acids. The record is from RefSeq and is a predicted model, not a curated record. The transcript has 2 exons. NCBI's taxonomy places the organism in Eukaryota, Fungi, Ascomycota, Eurotiomycetes, Chaetothyriales, Herpotrichiellaceae.